UGAGGGAAAAAUUGGUCUACUUUUUCUAAAAAUGGAGCAAAUAUAAGGAAGCUUUAGCACUCAAACCCAAUGGUGAUCAGGUCCUCAUUUUCGGGGGCUGAAGAACAGUAGGAUAUGGGCCAUCGCUGCUGCAGCAAACAGAAAGUCAAGAGAGGUUUAUGGUCUCCUGAAGAAGAUGAGAAGCUCGUCAAACACAUAACAACCCAUGGACAUGGUUCAUGGAGUUCAGUUCCAAAACUUGCUGGCUUGGAUAGGUGUGGAAAGAGUUGCAGGUUAAGAUGGAUAAACUAUCUGAGACCAGAUCUAAAGAGAGGUUCAUUUUCUGCACAAGAGGAGAGGAUCAUCAUUGAUGUCCAUAGGAUUCUUGGCAACAGAUGGGCUCAGAUAGCCAAGCAUUUGCCUGGCAGAACAGACAAUGAAGUUAAGAACUUUUGGAACUCUUGCGUUAAGAAAAAGCUCAUUGCACAAGGGUUAGAUCCCAACACUCACAACCUCCUUCCUUCUCAUAAAACCAUUAACAAUCACUACAAUGGAUGUAAUUUGUCUCAUCCCAAACCCACUUCAGUUUUCUCUCUAAAUUCACAAAUGGAAGAUGCUUGCAUGGACAUGAACACCCCAUUUUCGACCUUACUUUCUCUUCUUCCAAGUGAUCCAAGCACUCAUUUCCCGCAUGACAGUCCAAACAUUCCAAUCUAUGAACACCAAAGCCCUCAUUUUGUAUGGACAAUCCAAGAACAAAAUCCAAACGCUUUCAUGGACUCCUCAAUGGGAACAAAUACAGUUCCAAUCUCGAUCUCUCCUCCCACAAAUCCAUCUGGGUUUGGAAUUCUUGAAGACAACUGCCUCUGGAGUAAUCCUAGUAGCCUUCAACGUAUUGAGGUCGGCAGACACGAUGAAAUGUUGCAGCCAGAGCAGCAAGCUGUGAAGAAUCCACAGCACGAGAAAGCCAGCGAAGUGCAAAUGGAAAAUGCCGAUCUAUUGAACAUGGACGCUUCAUUUAGGACCUCUAACUUUGGUUUUGAAUUUGUGGAGUCCCCAGGAAUGUCGUGUGGUAUGCAUUACAACACAAGUCCAGUGGAUGAAUUUGCAUGGGAUUGUUAGCUGACUUAGCUCCUCCCCUCUUCCCUCUUAAAUAUGGAGCUCUAACCUUGGUUUUUGAUUUUGUGCAGUCCAUACUAAUGCCCUUUUGGUAUGUGCUAUAAUAUUGUGAGUCUCGUAAAUCAAUUUGCAUGGGAUUGUCUUUAGUCUUUACCCCCCGGCCUCUCUCUCCACCCCCGGCCCUUACAUCUGUUGUCUUGUCGUAUUAGUUUCUUUUGUCCUGUAGUGUGCUGAGCAGUCUCUCUCUCUCUCUCUCUCUCUCUCUCUCUCUUCCCCUCUGGGAUAUAUGCUACUUCGGAAGUUUAAAAGGAUGAAACUUGAACGGAAAAGUAAUGCCAUCUGUUCUACAUUUUUCUUUCCAGUCA
Molecule: messenger RNA, 1463 nt
Organism: Carya illinoinensis
Lineage: Eukaryota; Viridiplantae; Streptophyta; Magnoliopsida; Fagales; Juglandaceae
Product: transcription factor MYB41-like
Exons: 2
Coding region: 115-1101 (328 amino acids)
Source: RefSeq, a predicted model, not a curated record